AUGAAAGAAAAAGGAUCAUUUCUGAAAUUACUGUUCUUACUUUAUUUAAUAUGGCCAAUAUCAGAGGAUGCUGUUGUUAAAAUUACUGUUUAUCAUCAACAUGAAACAGUCUUGUCAAAAGGAGACUUUAUUAGUCGAGCCUACAUAACCCUGAGAAAUCUACAAGACUACGAAAGAGCAUACAAAAGUUGGUAUACAUUAAUGAGUAAAGAUGGUAAAGCUGAUAAGGAUCGAGGAGAAAUUGAAGUUAGUUUAUAA
Molecule: messenger RNA, 258 nt
Organism: Didymodactylos carnosus
Lineage: Eukaryota; Metazoa; Rotifera; Eurotatoria; Philodinida; Philodinidae
Source: the annotation of a GenBank genome assembly